This is a messenger RNA of Aspergillus welwitschiae, 1546 nucleotides long. RefSeq lists its product as uncharacterized. The transcript is spliced from 2 exons. NCBI's taxonomy places the organism in Eukaryota, Fungi, Ascomycota, Eurotiomycetes, Eurotiales, Aspergillaceae. Bases 509 to 916 code for a protein of 135 amino acids. The record is from RefSeq and is a predicted model, not a curated record.
CAUUGGUGGACAAUCCCGAGACCCUUGAUGUCAUGGCUCAAGGCUGUCUCCAGUUUUCUUUCGGAAUAUUAUCUAUAUGCUCUUGAGCUUCAUCUCUUUGAUAUGAGCAACCUAUCUGCAGCUCCAGGAUUGACCCCGGAAAGGAAGUCCUCCACGUAGCAAAGAGCUACAGCAGACGAUGCAGCUUAACGCCAAGUUGAGCCAUCAGGUGCCAUGGUCGCGUGCUAUUCCUCUUCCAGUGCAGCUAGACCACGUGAAAGACCAGGCUGCUUAGCUUAAUCCCCUCAUCAUCCUUCGACUUGCCCAACGUCCAUUUCAGAAUUUUCAUGUCGACUCGUCGUCUUUUAGAGCAGCAUACGUCUUGGGGCCUAACUUCAGCCAAAACGGAAGUCACCCCGGUCCGCCUCUUAUCUUCAGACGAGGAGCCAAACGGUCGCCUCUUCACUCCAGUAUCCCGUCGAUCGGAGGACUCGAGUCGUACCACUCAGAUAUUACAUGACACGUCGUGAUGUUCGAGCGUCGCGCCGCGGACCGUUACCGGCUGCGAAUGCACCGUGCCCGCACAGUCGCGCUAACUUCGGAUGAGAUUGUCGAAGUACGGGCAGCGCAGCGGACUUUCGAAGGCGCCUACAUCCGUACGGCUUUAUCCCAAUUCUCCUUUGCCCUAGUGGUAUUGAAGAUCUUCACCAGCGAGUUCUAUAGCACUGGUGCGCUUUUCGCCAUCUACGGCACGGGCGUGCUUAUCAUCGGACUCUUCCGUCGCCAACAAGGCAACCGGCAAUUCUUUUCCGAGAUAGGGGAAGAUGGCAUUCGUCACAAGUUCAGAACUAGUGGAAAUGCCGUGGUGGUCUUGACGGCCCUUAGCAUUGCCGCCUACGCGACCCUUAUCGCGCUGACCGUGAGGCUGGACAAAUAGGCGGUCACGCCUCGCCAAGACACUCUAGGCAAUAUGCCUACAACCUCACUGCGUACCUGCCAAGUGCCAAGUAUAUGCAGAAUGCGACGGGCUCAUUCCCAGGUUUCCUUCCUCGCUUCCUGCUCAAAUGCAGUCGAGAGACGUAGCACGCGGGUGUGUCGAGCCGACUUCCGCAGACAUCAAGCCAUAGACUUCCCAGCGCAAAGUUGAGCAGUGGUCAGACAGGGAUAACCUUGCCUUACGACCAAGACAUUUCCUGCUCGGGCAUGUGGGACUCGUAGUUCAUGACGAGAUGCAGCAUUACAGCUUUUAGCCACCUUCCCUGUCCAGUAUCAUGAUGUUGUCUAUGCUCAAGUCAUUGUUUGCAAUGCUCUUAGCUCAUUAUACGGUCGCUUGUUUCGCGGAUACGGGAAAUUAUUACGAAUCUAGUCUCGGUUCCCGACCUAUGUUUGUGGUGGCGCUACUGACGAUGCAGGACGGUCUGAAGUGAGCUGGGGACGGGUGUCGAAUCGUCGGGUUGGUCCUGCAGUUCUCCUUGCAACAUGUCCGGAAGGAAAUCCUUUCUGUACAUUACCUUCUUGUGUUGUUAAUUUGUCUCUUGUCGUAUUCAAUUACUCAUGGUCCUAUUCA